AUGUCAUCUGCUUUCAGAUCCAAUGUCACUCGCACUUCUAUACCCCUAGUUUCUUGGGCCAACUUCAGCCAUGCCCUCACCUCAACUGGCUACUCUGCACCGCACAAAGAACAGUAUGACGCCUUCAUCCACCGCCUUCCCAAUGGAAAUAUUACUACAAAGCUUGAAGCUGCUAUGUUUCUUGCGCAGAUCAUCAUUGAAUCGGGUGGUCUUCGCUACAAACGAGAACUGCGAUGCAUCAAAACCGGCUGCCCGGGCAUCUACGACUCUUCAGUGGGCGUUCCCGGCAAGAACUACUACGGCAGGGGCUACAUCCAGCUAACACAUUCCUACAAUUACAAAGAGGCAUCACUUGCUCUGUACGGAGACCUGCGACUGAUCAAGGACCCUGACAUGGUCGCCCGAGAUGAGGACGCUGCCUGGGCGACUGCAUUCUGGUACUGGAAGGUCAAGGUGCACAGUCGACCGGGGGUGAUGGCGGGUCACUUUGGGGACGCCACCAUGGCCAUCAAUGGUGGUCUGU
This is a messenger RNA of Rhagoletis zephyria (snowberry fruit fly), 523 nucleotides long. Lineage: Eukaryota; Metazoa; Arthropoda; Insecta; Diptera; Tephritidae. The record is from RefSeq and is a predicted model, not a curated record.